This is a messenger RNA of Scylla paramamosain (green mud crab), 1104 nucleotides long. RefSeq lists its product as uncharacterized. The record is from RefSeq and is a predicted model, not a curated record. The transcript has a single exon. NCBI's taxonomy places the organism in Eukaryota, Metazoa, Arthropoda, Malacostraca, Decapoda, Portunidae. Bases 1 to 1047 code for a protein of 348 amino acids.
AUGAAAACCUGCUCUGGGACCACAUCCGUCUUAGUGCGGCUCAGGACACUUAUGUACGUCUUGUGUCCUGCAUUGCCCCGUGUACUGAACCACAGGACACACAGCAGCAGGAAGGCACUUGACCCUCACUAUUGUCACAAGCCAUGUCACCACUGCACGCUUAUCUUGUCUACACUUCUACAAUUAUCUGUCCCAGCCCUUCACAGUCUCUCCCAGCCCCUCACAGCCUCUCCCAGCCCCUCACAGCCUCUCCCAGCCCCUCACAGCCUCUCCCAUCCCCUCACAGUCUCUCCCAGCCCCUCACAACCUCUCCCAGCCCCUCACAAACCUCUCCCAGCCCCUCACAGUCUUUCCCAGCCCCUCACAGCCUCUCCCAGCCCCCCUCACAGCCUCUCCCAGCCCCCUCACAGCCUCUCCCAGCCCCUCACAGUCUCUCCCAGCCCCUCACAACCUCUCCCAGCCCCUCACAACCUCUCCCAGCCCCUCACAACCUCUCCCAGCCCCUCACAACCUCUCCCAGCCCCUCACAGUCUCUCCCAGCCCCCUCACAACCUCUCCCAGCCCCUCACAACCUCUCCCAGCCCCUCACAGUCUUUCCCAUCCCCUCACAGUCUCUCCCAGCCCCUCACAGCCUCUCCCAGCCCCUCACAACCUCUCCCAGCCCCUCACAGUCUUUCCCAUCCCCUCACAACCUCUCCCAGCCCCUCACAGUCUUUCCCAUCCCCUCACAGUCUUUCCCAUCCUCUCACAGUCUCUCCCAUCCUCUCACAGUCUCUCCCAUCCUCUCACAGUCUCUCCCAUCCUCUCACAGUCUCUCCCAGCCCCUCACAGCCUCUCCCAUCCUCUCACAGUCUCUCCCAUCCUCUCACAGUCUCUCCCAUCCCCUCACAGUCUCUCCCAGCCCCUCACAGUCUCUCCCAGCUUCUCACAGACUCUCCCAGCCCCUCACAGUCUCUCCCAUCCUCUCACAGUCUCUCCCAUCCCCUCACAGUCUCUCCCAUCCUCUCACAGUCUCUCCCAGGCUCUCACAGACUCUCCCAGCCCUAAACACUCCCAAACACCCCUUCCCCACCCCCUUCAAAGACCCCUAACGGCCUAACAUCC